Molecule: messenger RNA, 528 nt
Organism: Fraxinus pennsylvanica
Lineage: Eukaryota; Viridiplantae; Streptophyta; Magnoliopsida; Lamiales; Oleaceae
Source: the annotation of a GenBank genome assembly
AUGGAAGGAGGAUCAGAAGCUUUUCCAGAUUUAGGAAGGCACUGCCAAAAUCCUGAUUGUCAUCAACUCGAUUUUCUUCCCUUCACAUGUAACGCUUGUAAAAAAGCAUUUUGUUUAGAACACAGAUCAUACAAAUCCCACGCCUGUCCAAAAUCCGACAUCAAUAGCAGAAAGGUGGUGGUGUGCGAAAUCUGCUCCGCCUCAAUCGAGACCACAGGCCAUUACGGAGAAGAUGAGAAGAAUAUUUUGGAGAGGCACGGGAAGUCGGGAGAUUGUGAUCCUAAGAAGAAGAAGAAACCUGCUUGCCCUGUACGCCGGUGCAAGGAGGUUCUGACCUUUUCCAACACCGCAACGUGCAAGAUUUGUCAAAUUAAGGUUUGCUUGAAGCACAGGUUUCCGGCAGACCAUGCGUGUAAGCCAACGGUGUUGGAUGAAAACAAGUUUUUGGUUGCUUUGGCUGCAAGGAACGGGAAAGAUUGUGGGAAGAAAGUUGUUGCUCCGACCACACCUACUAUCAAAGCUUGUUGA